Molecule: messenger RNA, 7839 nt
Organism: Trichogramma pretiosum
Lineage: Eukaryota; Metazoa; Arthropoda; Insecta; Hymenoptera; Trichogrammatidae
Product: ankyrin repeat domain-containing protein 50-like
Exons: 11
Coding region: 1373-6358 (1661 amino acids)
Molecular function (GO): protein binding
Source: RefSeq, a predicted model, not a curated record
CCGUCGCUUCGCGCAUCUAUACACGAGUGUGCCACGGUGCAUCUAGAUAAAUACAAAAAUAAUAAUAAUAAAACAACGGAGCCGUCGACGACGACGACGAUUUUGCUGCCCUCGACGUGUUGCGAACUACGCUGUGCCGUUGCUGCGUUGUGUCGUAUUAUCGUCGUUGCUGUAGUUUCCCUCAUUUUUAAUAGAAAGAGAGAGAGAAGAGAGAAAUAAGAGCGUCAACCCCGAGUCGUGCGUGUGCAUCGGGUGACUCAUUCUCUCGUAUUAUAUAUUCGCAAACCGUCGUGUACGUGUAUAGAUAAGUGCGUUUAAUGUACAUGCGCUGCUGCCCCGCGCGUAGUGCAAUGUAUUUUUCGGGGGGUAAGCAGAAAUUUAAUAAAAGACAUGUUUCGAAGGCUGCACUGCCUGACAUAAUGUGAAACGAGAGGGAGAGAAGGAGAGAGUAGGAGAGAGCCAAGUCGCCAAGUGCCAAGUGUCAAGAAUAUAUAAUACACAUAUAUAAUAUUAUUAUGCAGUGUAUGGUGCGUUAGAACAAGUGUGUGUGUAUCGUUCGAUUUUCCCUGCCCGUCUGUGUUCUUAUUUUUUACUUACACGGUAAAGGACACGACAUAACCUACAAUUGUGUGUGUGCAUUUGUGUCGAUUGUGCGUGUGCGUAAAGUGCAGAAUUAUCAAUCGUGCGUGUUUCGAAAUUCGAAAAAAAAAAAAUUGAAUAUAAAAAAGUGCUGAUUCGUCUGUGUGUGUCGACGAGUGUGUGUAUAAAGGUGUGCGUCCGUGCGUGCGCGCUCAAACGCUCGCGUUGGCAGAGUUUCGUGACGAAACAACGACAACAACAACAACAACAAAACGAAAAGAGUCAGCCAGCCACCGGCUCCGUUUUUUUCUGUAGAAACAUCAACGCAGUGGAGCUCUUCGUAUUCUCGAGAAAUAUAUAAUAUAUAUAUAUGUACGCCCACGCGAGGAACAUCGGCAGCAGCACCAGAGACGACGACGUUAUAGCCGCUGGAGUGGUAUUAGCGAGUCAACGACGACGACUACGACGACAAACAUCGGCGAGGCGGAGGGAGGAUCGCCUCUUCUGUCUCGGCUACUAUGGCGAAUCGCAGUAGCCAAAUCAUCAUCGUCAGUAACAGCAGCAGCAGUAGAGAAGCAGCCGAAGAGGAGGAGGAGGUGGUGGUGGUGGUUGUCGAACAGCAACGGCCCUGCUCGGAAGCUUCGAUUGGCCCAGCGCCACCCGAGUGAAUAUAUUCGCAGAAAUAUACGGUAUAUAUAUACGCUCGAGAGACAUACAGACGAAAUACUGCAGCAGAAGAGAGAAAUUUCUAACUGCGUCUUUUAUUCAUAAGGUUUAAUCAACGAGCAUCGACAUGGCAGCGCCCGUGAUCGAGAAGAAACGCUUCUACUGCCGCGAGUGGGCCUUCCUCAAGCUCGCCCACCUGCUGGAGCAGCGUCCGGCCUCCAAAGCCUGCGGCGCCCUCGUCGUCGGCGGCCCGGGCAGCGGCAAGACAGCCCUCUGUGCCGAGCUCGCCUGGCCUUCCAGCGGACCCGGGGCGCGUCAUCAGCGCGCCCUCAAUCGACGCGUGUUGGCCCGUCACUUUUGUCAGGCGCGGAGCGAGGUCAGUCUCGCGCCGGCCCAGUUCGUGCGCAGUCUCGUGGCUCAGCUGCUGCGAGCCACCCCGGACACGCGAAGCCGUACCAGAUCGUCGCCGACGCAGACGACGCAGACGAGUCCGAAAAAUGACAAAGCAGCGGCGGAAAACGGAGGGACGACGACGCAGCAGACGCAUCAUUCUUCGCGGGUGUCGUCGCGCGAAGCCGUGGCCGAGGCCUACGCGGAGAAGCUGCGCAACGAGCCGGAGAUCCAGGCGGCCCUGCAGCCCGAGGUGCUGGAUCGGAAUCCCGACGAGGCGCUGCGCAAGGCCGUGCUGCUGCCCCUGCUGGAGAUAGCGCCGCCCAAGGACUGCCUGAUGCUGGUGGUCGACUCGAUCGACGAGGCGCCGCUGCCGGGAGCGACCCCGCUAUUCUCAGCCGCCAGCGUCUUGGCUCUGUCCGCCCUCAACAACAACAACAACAAUAACAACAGCAUCAACGGCUCGAAACGCGAAUCCGAGACCGAAGAGGACCGAGAUCAGCAGUCGCAACAGCAGCAGCAGCAACAAGCACCUCUCGAGGAGGCGUCCAAGACCAUAGCCGAGCUGCUGGCCAGUCAUCACCAUCUGUUCCCGCAGUGGCUGCUGCUCGUCUGCAGCGCCCGGCGCCAGAGCAAGCAGGUCUCGCGGCUCUUCACGGGCUUCAAGAAGAUCGCCCUGGACGAUCUGCGCAAGCCCCAGGUGAUACGCGACGUGCAGCAGUACAUCCUGGCGAGGCUCGACCAGGAGGACGCCUUGAGGCAGCACAUAUCGCGCGACACCGCCGAGAUGCUCAAUCAUCUGCACAUCAAGAGCAACGGCUGCUUCCUGUACCUGGAGAAGGUGCUGGACGGCGUGGCGGAGAGCUUCAUCGUGCUGCGCGAGGUGCGCGAGAUACCGGGCACGCUCAACGGCCUGUAUCUCUGGCUGUGCCAGCGGCUCUUCAGUCGCAAGCAGUUCCUGCGCGUCCAGCCGCUGCUCAACGUCGUGCUCGCGGCCAAGCUGCCCGUGACGCAUCGGGUGCUGUACGAGGCGGUGCGCUGCUGCCCCGGUCAGCCGACGACGACCCUCGGACCCGACGAGUUCAAGCAGCUGCUGCACCUGUUGCGCCGCGUGAUCUCGGUGUCGCGCGACGGCGCCCUCAUGUUCUUCCAUCACAGCUUCGCCGAGUGGCUGGUGGACGUCAAGCACUGCACCCAGAAGUACCUGUGCUCGGCGAGCGAGGGUCACGCCCGGCUGGCGGUGCACUACGCACAGCGCGGCCCCGGCCUCGACCCGGCCGAGUGCUGCGCCCUGGCCCAGCACGCGCAGGCGGGCUUCGCGCGUCAGCCCCGCGACCGUCAGCAGCAGCACCAGCAGCACCAGCUGAGGAUCAAGUCCCUGGUGACGGCGAGCUCGGUGACGACGAGCAGCUGCGCCACCACGACGGCGGCGGCGGCGGCGACCGAUGAGCCGGCGGCAGCGAUCGCGACGACGACGACGAGUUUGAAGCCAACGACGGCGACGACGUUGGACAAUUAUACGCUUCAGCUGCUGUGGCUGAUCGACAGCGGCGCGCCGUUCGAGACCUGCUACCUGGACAGCAGCGACUGCGUGGCCUGGCCCAAGCACGACGCCAAGCUCAUGAAGCUGCUGGUGGACGCGGGCGCCAAGCCCGCGGAAAAGUCCCCGGACGAGCUCGACCAUCCCGAGCAGGACGACGACGACGAGUACGAUCACUUGGCACCUUCUAGUCACAUCUCCCGAAACUCGAGCCCGACGGACGAGUCGCCGUUGGGCCCGCUGGCCGAGUUCUUGGGCGAGAACGGCGACAUCAACGCCACGGACUCGUGCGGCCGCACGAUCUUGCACAAUCUGGCCUCGGACGGGAACGCGACGCUUCUGGCUUUGGCUAUCGCAGCCUGCCCACAGGCCAAGCUCGAGGCGACAGAUCGCCACGGCCAGACGGCCCUGAACCUCGCCGCUCGCCACGGCUACGCGGACGUGGUGAAGGUGCUGCUCGGGGCCGGCGCCAACGUCGAUCACGCCGACUGCGACGGCUGGACGGCGCUGCGGGCGGCCGCCUGGGGCGGUCACACGCGCGUCGUCGAGCUGCUGCUGGGCCACGGCGCCAUGGUCGACUGCGCCGACUGGGACCAGAGGACGGCGCUGCGCGCCGCCGCCUGGGGCGGCCACGAGGAGAUCGUGCGCGCCCUGCUGCAGGGCGGCGCCGACGUCAAUCGCACGGACGACGAGGGCCGCACCGCCCUGAUCGCCGCGGCCUACAUGGGCCACAGCGAGAUCGUCGAGCACCUGCUGGACUUCGGCGCCGAGAUCGAUCACGCAGACAGCGACGGGCGCACGGCACUGAGCGUGGCGGCCCUCUGCGUGCCCUCGAAUCACGGAUACACCAAGGUGGUUAGUCUGCUGCUCGAGCGCGGCGCCGACGUGAAUCAUCAGGACAAGGAUGGCAUGACGCCGCUACUGGUCGCCGCGUUCGAGGGCCAUCGCGACGUCUGCGAGCUCCUCCUCGAGUUCGGCGCCGACGUCGAUCACUGCGACGGCACCGGGCGCACCCCGCUCUGGGCCGCCGCCAGCAUGGGCCACGGCGCCGUCGUGGCGCUGCUUCUGUUCUGGGGCUGCUACGUCGACAGCAUCGACAACGAGGGCCGCACCGUGCUGAGCGUCGCCGCCGCCCAGGGUGGCUGCGACGUCGUCGAGCAGCUGCUCGACCGGGGCCUGGACGAGCAGCACCGCGACAACUCGGGCUGGACGCCGCUACAUUACGCCGCGUUCGAGGGCCACCAGGACGUGUGCGAGGCCCUGGUGGAGAGCGGCGCCAAGCUCGACGAGGCGGACAACGACGGCAAGGGCGCCCUCAUGCUCGCCUCGCAGGAGGGCCACACGCAGCUCGUCGAGCUGCUGAUCAAGGAGUACGAGGCGCCGAUCGAUCAGCGCGCGCACGACGGCAAGACGGCACUGAGGCUCGCCGCCCUCGAGGGCCACUACGACACGGUGAAGGUGCUGCUGCAGCACCGGGCCGACAUCGACGCCAAGGACGCAGACGGGCGCAGCAUACUGUACAUCCUGGCGCUGGAGAAUCGACUGGCGAUGGCGAGAUUUCUGCUGGAGCACGCGAGGCCCGACGUGGAGAGCCGAGAUUCCGAGGGAAGAACGGCGCUGCACGUGAGCUCGUGGCAGGGCCACGUGGAGAUGGUCUCGCUGCUGCUGCAGGAGGGCGCGGCCUGCGUCGACGCCCGCGACACGGAGAAUCGCACGCCGCUGCACUCGGCCGCCUGGCAGGGCCACGCCGCCGUGGUGAGGCUGCUACUGGAGCACGGCGCUACGGUCGAUCACACCUGCAAUCAGGGCGCCACGGCGCUGGGCAUCGCCGCGCAGGAGGGCCACGAGAGCUGCGUGCAGGCGCUGCUGCGACACGGCGCCGACCCCAGCCACUCGGAUCACUGCGGCCGCAACGCCAUCAAGGUCGCGGCGAAGAGCGGCCACGACACCGUGGUGAGGCUGCUGGAGGAGCAUGCGGCGCUGGCCAAUCAUCAGCGCAGAUCCUCGAGACCGGGUGGUAGCAGUAGCGCAACGUCGGUCACGUCCAACUCGACGACCGAGACGAAGCCCUCCUCGGCCGUGCUGAAUCCUCUGUCAUCGCAGCAACAUCAGCAUCAGCAGCAGCAGUACAGCCCGGCCGAGUCGCCCGAGUCCACGAAGCGACGCAGCUGCGUCUCGCUCGGCAACAACUCCAGCAACAGCAAGUCCAGCAGCAAUCUCACCGGCAGCACCAAGAGCGAUCGCAGCAAAAUCAAUCAGCAGCAGCAGCAGCAGCAUCAUCAACAACAACAGAUGAUCGGUGGUGCAGCAAGUGCCUCCGCCGCCGCUCAAGCGACGGCUCAUCAAGGAUCGAGUCGCCAGACAUCAGCGGCCAGCAGCAGCGGCAUGUCGUUCACGCAGCAGCUGCAGCAGUGCUCGCGGGGCGUGAAAUCGUCGCGGCCGCUGAGCAAGCUGCUGUCGCCGCUCAAGAGCGAGCCUCAGAGCCCGAUUUACGCGUCGCCGCCGCGCUCGCCGUCCUCGUCCGACAACGGCCUCAUACCCCUGUACUCGCCGACGUCCAAGAAGACGACGACGACGCGGGGCUGCUCGUCGUCGUCGUCGCCGCCACCCUCGGCCCAGACGGCGGCGAGCAUCAUACAGACGCAGCUGGGCGUGUCGCUGCUCCAGGGCGAUCGCAGCACGAGGUACAGACUGGCCACGGCGGCGGCCUACGAUAGGACCGGCGCCCUCUACGACGCCAUCUGCAUCAAGAAGAAUCAGGAGGCCAAUAACAAACCCUUCGAGCUGACCAACGAGAUGCUGGGCCUGACGACGACGACGACCACGACGACGAGCGGCGAUAAUAACAAGCAGAGCAACAACGAAACCUGCACCGAGAGAAAAUUGCCCGAGUCGCACUUCUCGCGCGACACCCACAUGCGCAUCAUACUCGGUAACAAGAGCUCUUCGGUGGCUGCGCGCAAGUCCACCGCGGACAACUCAUCCGGCGGAAAUUCCGCCGGGUCCGGAGCCAACAACAAGCCCAAGAGGAACGGCUUCGUCUCGGUCUCGAAUCCGGCGAUGCGCCUCGUCGCCGGCGUGCGCAACGGCAUCGAGAACGCGACCAAUCGCAACAAGCCCGUGACGACGCGCGUCAACGGAUUCCAAUGGAGGGCCGAGCCCAGAAGGGAGACACCCUUAUAGGAGCAGGAUUUAUUGUUGGCCAAGUGCACGCACGAGACGUCUAUAUACGGUGGCCAGGGCACGAGCAACAACAACAACAACAACAACAACAACAAUAAUAAUAACAACAACUCAUCCCACGACUGGCGUAGCUACUUGAGCAAGAAACGCAAGUCCAUCAGACGACUCUUCUCGUUUCCGUUUAUGAGCAGAAUCAAACAAGCGCCAAAGAUGCAUAAUGCAACGACUAGCAAGAGUAAACUCAGUAACAAUAAUUAUCACUGUGGUAGUUGUAAUCGUAGCGUUAGCGGUAAUAAUAAUAAUAAUUACAGUAGUGGCAAGCGCAGGAGGCGAAGCGACGCAAAAGUGAUGAAAGAUGAUAAAUAAAAUGUGAUUUUAAGUUCGUAGGGAGGUUGCACUCAUACCCCCGCACACGCACACGUGUGUGGUUUUGGACGUUUACAAUUAACCAAAUAAAAAACAAUAAUCAUCCCCCUCGAAAAACGAGAUACCAAAUCUUUUGAUCGAUUAAACGAUUUAAAUUAAUUUAAUAAUUAUGUAAUAAUUAUAUAAGAACCAUGAUUAUGAAUCUGAAGUGAAUUAGUAGAUAAUAAGUCGAACAGAAAAUUUUAAAAAUUUAAGAUAUUCAUCGUCGUGAUGAUAGUAUAUAUAUAUAUAUAAAGUUGAAAACGUAGAUCAUAAAUUUGGAAUGUAUAAUCUUCGACAUUAUGAUUACGUGUGUAUAAAAGUGUAAUGUUUAGAUGAACAAGAAAAAAAAACCUAUUUAACACAUUGAUCUCACAGAGGCUCACUGACCGUAAGGCAGAGCAUCUCGAUUGGACACUUUUUAUUUCAGAGAUUGCGUGUGAUUCAUGUUGACAUAUUUCAAAAAAAGUAAAGAUAAAAAAAUUAUUAUGUACCGAUCGUGUAUACCGUUGCUGAUGAUGCGAAGUUAAGACUGAGGCACGCCGAGUGUAUAAGUGCUAAUUUUUUGACAAAAAUAAAAACAUAAUGAAAAAGAAAGCAUAUAGGACUACUUGUGUUGACAAACAAAGUAUGAUUUAUCGAUACGAAUUUCAAAGAUUAAAGUGAAUGCAUAUAUUAGAUUUAAUUAUAAAAACAAAAAUGAGUAUUUAUAAGAUAGUUAAUUUUUAUUUUUAGACCAUUAAGACGAGUAGCGAUCAUCAUCACAAUUAAUGUAUCAUAAUCAUUAGUGACAAAUUUCGUUCUGUUAUUAAAAAUGCGAAAGACAGUAGAGGAUUCAAUAAAUUGAAAAACAAAACAAAACAUUGCAAAGAAAUUAAUUUAGUAUUCUUUCCACCCCACUAAUCGGAAUUCAUAGCUCACUUGCUCGAUUUUCCGCAAGGAAAAAAUGAUAUUUGAUGCGAGAACGAGAGAGUCAAAUGUCUCGCGUGUAACUUUUGGAUUUUCUGGAAUUUUUGUCGUACGGUCAUAAAAAUCGCUAUGAUAUACGACCACAGCUUCCUACCAUCGCUUUUAAU